AUGAUGGAGUUAAAGACAACUGGGCUCAUCGUCAUCUGUUUUUCACUGCUUCUUGGAUUUGUUGCAGCGCUGAACUGCACCAGCCCAACUCGUCAAUCCUUGUUUAAUGCGCUUGAAAAGGAAUUAUUUUCUGAAAAACUCCUUCCUGUAAAAGACUUCUCACAUCCAAUGAAUAUUAGCAUCGAAAUGGUUGUGCAGGGAAUCAUAGAUGUGAAUGAAAAAGCCCAAUCGAUGACAAUUUUCAUAUGGCAAGUCCUGGAGUGGCAAAUAGAGGGUCUGAGUUGGGAUGAGAAGGAAUGUGGAACUACAAGAGUCUCUGUCCCUCGGGAAAAGCUUUGGAUCCCAGAUGUCCAAAUCACAGAAUUCAUGGAUGAAGACAAAUCUCCCAAAACUCCCUAUGUCUACUUAUACAACACAGGACGUUUAUAUGAUGAUAAGCCAAUCAGAGUGGUCAGCUCCUGCAGAUUAGGAAUCUUUACUUUCCCUUUCGAUGUCCAAAACUGCUCGCUGACCUUUGGAUCAUAUCUACACUUUGAAAAUGACAUAAGGAUGACCAUAGGCACCACAGCCGCACAGGCUCUGGAGGAGUCCAAACAUGUGAUGGAGACCAAAGGGGAGUGGGAGCUUGUAGAUAUCCAAAUAUCUCCAGCUACCUUGGAGAUAACUGAUGGAAGCUACUCUGAGGUCAAAUUCUAUAUCAUUAUCAGACGUAGGCCAAUCCUGUAUGUGGUGAACCUCAUUAUGCCCAGCUGCUUCCUCGUCACACUGGACCUCUUCAGCUUCCUGCUGCCUCCCCAGAGUGUGGACCGGUCCUCCUUCAAGAUGACCCUCAUCCUGGGCUACACAGUCUUCCUGCUCAUCAUGAACGACCUGCUGCCUGUCACUGGAAAUGAAACACCUCUCUUGAAUGUUUUCUUCUUAAUCACUUUCUCUCUGAUGGUGGCCAGUCUGUUUGAGACAGUCUUUAUCAUCAAUCUCCAGUUCAGCUCCAGCCAUUGUAAUAAAGUGCCCCACUGGCUUGGUGUCCUUGUGUUAAAAUAUAUAGCUGUUGUCGUUUGUCUCCCUUCAAAAAGGAGGAGCAAUCGCGUCACAGUCUCUUUUCACCCAUCUGCUGGAGUGCAUACCAGCAGCAUCUCUUCAAGAGACCUUCAGAAGAUCGCUGGUGACACACUUCCAGAGAAACUCCCUCAUGAGCCGACCCUGGAUGAACUGAGGAAGCUGAGCAGAGAUCUCACUGCCAUCCGCCUGCAGAUGGACAAACACUUCGAGGGCAACAAAAACGCACAGGAAUGGGAAAUGAUCGGGAUAGUCCUUGACCGUCUGCUAUUUGGCUUGUACUCUGUCUUCCUCUCGAUCAGCUUUAUCGCAAUAAUUUGUAUCUGGAGAAGGAGUAACACGUAGAGGGAGUU
Messenger RNA from Scatophagus argus, 1409 nucleotides. RefSeq names its product 5-hydroxytryptamine receptor 3A-like. The transcript has 9 exons. The coding region runs from base 1 to 1401 and encodes 466 amino acids. Gene Ontology annotation, biological process: signal transduction; chemical synaptic transmission; monoatomic ion transmembrane transport. The record is from RefSeq and is a predicted model, not a curated record. Gene Ontology annotation, cellular component: neuron projection; synapse; membrane. NCBI's taxonomy places the organism in Eukaryota, Metazoa, Chordata, Actinopteri, Scatophagidae. Gene Ontology annotation, molecular function: transmembrane signaling receptor activity; extracellular ligand-gated monoatomic ion channel activity; neurotransmitter receptor activity.